Penicillium atrosanguineum is the source of this 2040-nucleotide messenger RNA. RefSeq names its product tRNA lysidine(34) synthetase. Bases 1 to 2040 code for a protein of 679 amino acids. NCBI's taxonomy places the organism in Eukaryota, Fungi, Ascomycota, Eurotiomycetes, Eurotiales, Aspergillaceae. The record is from RefSeq and is a predicted model, not a curated record. Gene Ontology annotation, molecular function: ligase activity, forming carbon-nitrogen bonds; ATP binding. The transcript has 3 exons. Gene Ontology annotation, biological process: tRNA processing.
AUGGCUUCACGGACUGGCGUGUCCGUGUCUCAGUUCGCCGAGCGGUUCUACCAAUCAUGGAUGAACCCUCGAGGAAUCACAAAAGCCGGGGAACCGAAUUUGUUAAGCCUUGCCUCAAUUAAGCUGCCAUGGAAGAUAGGUCUCGCCAUUAGCGGUGGUGCCGAUUCCAUGGCCCUCGCAUUACUGUGUAAACAGAUGGAAGAGCUGUCUGACCCUGGGACGGUCUCCUUUACAGCCUUUCUGGUUGAUCAUCGAGCCCGCCCAGAAAGCAGCCAGGAGGCCAACAUGGUGGCUGGCUGGCUACGUGACAUGGGUAUCAAAACAAAGGUUAUAAAGCUAGACUGGCGUUCCACUUCUGCAAAAGCUGCAGAUGCCGAUCCAAUACAAAUGCCAUCUGCAUUUGAAACCAACGCUCGCAUGCUGCGGUAUCAAGCUCUCGGCAAAGCUUGCCUCCAGGAUGACAUCAAUACUAUCCUACUUGGCCACCAUCAGGAUGACAACGUUGAAACGGCCAUCUCGAGACUAUGCAGUGGAGCUCGUGGCGCUGCUCUUGGAGGAAUCUCCGAGAUAGCGAGAAUUCCCGAAUGUCAUGGUCUCUGGGGUAUAUCUGAAGGCGCUUCAUAUGCAAAGCUGCUUGGAACACGAAAGAGCGAUGCUCUUCCUGUAAAAGUUCGCAUUCUAGACACCAACAGAGGUACCAUCAGUUUCUAUACUACAGGAGAAAUCCCGGUAUAUCCAAAAAAACAACCGCAGUCUCAAAAUGACCAACCACUAUGGCUAUCAUUACAACCGCCAUUCAGUUCUUCACCACUCCUGACUGCAACCGGGGGCAUUUUUCUCUGUCGGCCCCUUCUUUCCUUCCCCAAGGCUCGGCUGGUCCAAACCUGCGAAGAAAACAAGGUUCCCUAUGUCUCCGAUCCCACUAAUUUCGACCCUACCCUCACUACACGCAACACUAUCCGGCACCUCCUCUCUAACAAUGCCCUCCCCCGUGCAUUGCAACCUGCAUCUAUUCUUUCUCUCAUUAAGACCGGCCAGGAUAUUCUUCAAAAAACAAAUGAUCUUUCUGAUGAAAUGCUUGCGUCGCGAUGCCGUAUCCUCGAUUUCAAUCCCAGGGCGGGAAGUCUCGCGAUCGAAUUCAAGAAUACAGCUGCGCGGGAUAGCAAAUCCCACGCCCUUGAUCGCAAGAUCCUAUCAAGUGUCAUACGUCGCGUUACGGACUUGAUAUCGGCUGCCCCUGCACACAACUACGCUCUCAACCGUUAUGACCCAUUUGUGUCCAAUAUUUUCCCUGAUGCCAGGGACACCGACGCUCUGAACAAGUAUUUUGAGGACAGAAAGCCCUUUAAUGUUGGGGGUGUGUUGUUCAGCCCUCUCAACCCGAAAUCCAAGAUGAACCCUACUACAGCCACGCCCGAAUUAUUGGCAUCCCUACCUAGCAUGAAUACCUGGGGACUCUCCCGCGCGCCAUAUAUGAGAAACCGGAAGCCAAUCAUCGAGUUCAAAAAAGAUACCUGGAAACUGUGGGAUUGUCGACAUUGGCUUCGGUUUACCUUGGAACCCGACUUGACUUCCAACCUCCAGGCAUCUGUUGGUUUGAAACCGCCUAUUCUUGUUGUUCGUCCGUUCGAAAAAUCCGAUCUCGACAGGAUUCUUCAUGACGACGGAACGUUGGCAGGAGAGAAACACGGGAGGGUAGCUCCUGCAGCCUCAGAUGUCUGGAAAUAUAUUAAAGACAUACUUGCACUGGAGGCUGACGGUCCAGCUCGGUUCACAAUUCCCGUCUUGACAUUGGAGGAAUCGAGUCUCUCUGAACCGACAGAGACUCCUGAGCACCUACUGUUGAUGCCAACUUUUGGCAUGUGUCUAUCCGGUUUGAAAAAGGGGCCGGCCUUUAAUGAGAUGAGUUUCUUCUGGAAAGGAGUUUGGUGGAAUUUGACCUGGGAUUGGAUGUACAAAAUGAUUGACACCGAGGCGGUGCGCCUAAUGAGCGGGCCAAGUGUGAAUGAUGAGCCUACCGAGUAUGGUACAAAAUUCUAG